Aspergillus heteromorphus CBS 117.55 is the source of this 527-nucleotide messenger RNA. RefSeq names its product GFA family protein. Bases 1 to 492 code for a protein of 163 amino acids. NCBI's taxonomy places the organism in Eukaryota, Fungi, Ascomycota, Eurotiomycetes, Eurotiales, Aspergillaceae. The transcript has 3 exons. The record is from RefSeq and is a predicted model, not a curated record. Gene Ontology annotation, molecular function: carbon-sulfur lyase activity.
AUGCCGAUGAAACUGGACGGAAGCUGCCAAUGCGGCAGCAUCGAAUUCAGCCUUGACACCUCCACCCCAGUCCCCUACCAGCUUUGCGCCUGCAGUAUCUGCCGGAAGGUAGGCGGGUAUAGCGGCAGCGUCAAUCUGGGCGGCAUAGCCGAUAGCCUCCAGAUCAAGAAGGGGAAGGACCUGAUCAAGAAAUAUUCCGCGAUCAAGGGUCGCGGAACUUCAGACGAGCAGAUCUGCUCGUCCGAGCGGAAUUUCUGCUCCAAUUGCAGCACUAUGCUCUGGCUUUGGGAUCAUCACUGGCCGGAGCUGAUUCAUCCCUUUGCUUCGGCGAUUGAUACCGAGUUGCCGGUUCCUGAUGAGAUGGUCUGCAUCAUGGAGAGCUCGAAGCCGGCAUGGGUGCGGUGGCCCGAGGGGAAGAAGCAGGUGCACCAAGUUUACGGGAAGGAGAGCCUGGAGGGAUGGCACAAGAAGCACAAUCUGUUUUACGAGUAAAUACGUGACUAGGAAAUGAUACGAAGUUUUACGAG